ACCUAGUACUUGAUUUCCUUGUCUGACUCGCUGUGCAGCAAUGGCUGUUCCUCUAAGCUCAGGAGCUUCAGAGUUGAAUCUUAGGAUUGCUACUGCUCAUGCUUCAGCUGGUGGUCGCUAUUAUUACCAACGAGAACUCGGUAGAGGAGCAUUUGGCGUCGUUUUCCUGGCAAGAGACCGGAAACGUGACAUUGACGUCGCUGUAAAGCUUAUUGCCAUCCCUGCUGAGCUGCAAGUGUGGGACUUCUUGUCAUCUGCUCUUGGAAUGGGCGGCAGUCGUCUGGGAGAUGCGCAACGGGAAGCAAAUCUAUUGAGAAUGUUGCGCCAUGAUUACGUCAUUGGCUACAUCGAUAGCUUUAAGUUUCAAGCUGCUAGUUUGGUGGGUGUAGGAAUCGUGAUGCGAUAUUGUCCUGGUGGCAAUCUGAGCAGUUACCUGGUGAGAGAAGGCAAACCAAUCGAGGCGCGAAGACUUCGAUGGUGCAGGGAGUUGGCUGAAGGGAUGAAGUUCUUGCAUUCCAACGGCGUAACACACCGUGAUCUCAAGCCUGACAACAUCUUAAUCGAUUCUGAUGAGUGCCUCAAGAUUGCAGACAUUGGCUUGGCAAAAGCUGUAUGGGACAUGCAGGAGAACGCUUUUUCAGGUCGAUAUGCAAUAGGGAUGCCCUUGAAUCAAUACUUGACGUCGGUCAAGGGCACUCAACUGUUUGUUGCACCUGAAGUCUUUACUGGCCACUAUACCAAUUCAUGUGAUGUCUUCUCCUUGGGUUUAGUGUUCAUAAGUAUAAUUGAGGCACCGUGCAUAAGAAUAAAAGGCAAGGAUGAGUAUAUUGUGGCUCCAUUUGCUGUUUGGCAAGGCAGUGCAUAUGCUUAUGGGCCUCUUCUAAAUGAGGUUUAUUUGGCUCGACAUCCCAAGCCCAGUACACUUCUACCAAAUAAGAGUGCUUCAAAAGGAGAGACUCAAUUGAUUGACCAAAUGCUGCUUUUUGAUCCCAAGAAACGCCAUGAUAUGAAAGCUGUUGUAUCAACGCUGAAAUUUCUUGAAGAUGUCCAACAUAUUCCAAAGGUGGCUGUUCGAGCUCGUGAUCCACCACCAGAAUCAAAGUCAAGUUGUUGCAGCUAAAUCACAUACUGCAAACACGAUGUCAGAAGAUAGCGAUGCAGAUACUAAUUUGAUGUCUUAGUGUCUUUACAACCGUAAUUGUGUUGACAUUUUAGUCAAGUUCCAUAGCAGUACUAUUGCUGCUAGAGGAAUUGCUUUCUAGACAGUAUUUGUUCUCUAACUUUACAGUUAAUCUCACAUAUUUCUC
Molecule: messenger RNA, 1307 nt
Organism: Corticium candelabrum
Lineage: Eukaryota; Metazoa; Porifera; Homoscleromorpha; Homosclerophorida; Plakinidae
Product: serine/threonine-protein kinase pdik1l-A-like
Exons: 1
Coding region: 41-1120 (359 amino acids)
Biological process (GO): protein phosphorylation
Cellular component (GO): nucleus; cytoplasm
Molecular function (GO): ATP binding; protein kinase activity
Source: RefSeq, a predicted model, not a curated record